Falco peregrinus (peregrine falcon) is the source of this 1250-nucleotide messenger RNA. RefSeq names its product 2-oxoglutarate and iron dependent oxygenase domain containing 3 (gene OGFOD3). Gene Ontology annotation, molecular function: oxidoreductase activity, acting on paired donors, with incorporation or reduction of molecular oxygen; iron ion binding; L-ascorbic acid binding. NCBI's taxonomy places the organism in Eukaryota, Metazoa, Chordata, Aves, Falconiformes, Falconidae. The coding region runs from base 46 to 1053 and encodes 335 amino acids. Gene Ontology annotation, cellular component: membrane. The transcript has 9 exons. The record is from RefSeq and is a predicted model, not a curated record.
GCGGGAGAGGCGCGCCGAGCGCAUCGCUCAGCGGCGGCAGGCGCCAUGGCUCCGCAGCGGCGGUCAGCCCCGCGCGGCCCCGAGAGCGGCAGCGGGACGGCGGCGGCGCAGGACCGCGGGGGCCGCCGCCACGGCAGUGCUAAGAAGAGCCGGGGCCAGCCGGAGCCGCGGUGGCGGUGGCUGAAGGCAGCGUGCCUCCUCUGCUCGGCUGCCCUCGGUGGCCUGCUGAGCUGGAACUGCCUGAGCGCCGAGGAUGGGGUCACGGAGGUGCUGGCUCCUCACAGCGAGAACCUGCAGGGCAAGUUCAUCGAGAUCCCCUGCUCGGAGGACUACGACAGCCACAAAAGAUUUGAAGGGUGCACUCCUAGAAAGUGUGGAAGAGGUGUGACUGAUGCAGUAAUCACAAGGGAAGAAGCUGAACGAAUCCAGGCGGUUCAGUUUCCUUUGUAUGGAAGUUCUGUAAACCAGGGUAUUGGGGAAGCUCUGUUGAACAGUUUCUCGGAAAUAGGCAUGUGGGCAUCAAUUUUGGACUUGCACUCCGGAGCUCUUUCACUGGGGAAGCAUUUUGUUAAUCUGUACAGGUACUUUGGGGACAAAGUUCAAGACAUCUUCACAGAAGAGGAUUUUGCAUUAUAUCGUGAUGUGAGGCGGAGAAUUCAACAGAGGAUUGCUCAGGAUUUUGGUAUCAGCUCUUCUUCUAUGUACCUGACUAAGCCAACGUUCUUCUCGAGAAUAAACAACACAGAAGCCAAAACAACACACGAUGAAUACUGGCACCCACACGUUGACAAGGUAACUUACGGCUCUUUUGACUAUACUUCACUGCUGUAUCUUUCGGACUACACUGAAGACUUUGGUGGUGGACGGUUUGUCUUUAUGGAUGCCGGCUCCAACAAGACAGUAGAGCCUCGAGCAGGCAGAGUUUCCUUUUUCACCUCUGGAUCGGAGAACCUUCAUCGUGUGGAAAAGGUUCACUGGGGCACUCGCUAUGCCAUCACCAUCUCCUUCACCUGCAACCCAGACCAUGGCAUUGGGGAUCCAGUCUUGAUGUAAUUCCUCUGGGGAUGGAACAUGAGGUCAAAUGGAAUGAGAGAAGCCCUGCAAGAGGAGAGGAAAAGGGGAGAUAACAUCUCUUGUAACCUCACGUUCAAUUAGAACUUCCCGGUUGUAUUAAUACAUUGUAGUGCACUUGGUUUUCACAUGUCCUUCUCAAUAAAUGUUGCAAAUGGUGCCUUAAAGACCACCUUAAA